Monoraphidium neglectum is the source of this 1284-nucleotide messenger RNA. RefSeq lists its product as hypothetical. The record is from RefSeq and is a predicted model, not a curated record. Bases 1 to 1284 code for a protein of 427 amino acids. The transcript is spliced from 9 exons. Lineage: Eukaryota; Viridiplantae; Chlorophyta; Chlorophyceae; Sphaeropleales; Selenastraceae.
AUGAUUAUGUCUUAUUGUAUCUGCAUGGACUCCUUCGAUGUGGCCUUGCGCGCCCCUCGCGUCAGGUUCAGCCUGCGCUCCUUUGUCCUCGGCGUCGCCGUUGUUGUCGGCGCACAGCUGCUGCUGCGGUGGCUGCUGCGCACCGCGUGGUUCCGCGGCGCGGUCGACCAGGCGCGGCUGCUGGCCGGCCUGCCCGACGGCCUCUGGUGGCGGGGCGGCCCGCAGGACCGCGAGCCGCGGCGCGUCGCGGGCGGCCCGUACGGCUGGGACGACGAGGUGUACAGCUUAGAGGAGACCAGCAGCGGCGAGGCCGACGGCGACGGCGGCGGCGCCGCCGACAGCGCGGCGGAGGCGGCGGAGGAGGCGGAGCCGGCGGCCGGGUACGGCGCGUUCGGCGACGCGUUCGGCGUCGGCCGGCGGCGGCGGCAGCUGCUGCUCACGCAGAAGGCCGAGCGUGCGCGGCGGCGGGAGCAGGACAUCGCGGCGCGCAUGAUCGAGAGCGACGACGGGGAGAGCGUGGAGUGGGUGAACAUGUGUAUCCGCAAGAGUUGGCGGGUGUUCCAGCGCGGGCUGGAGCGGUGGUUCACGGACCUGCUGCAGCCGGUGUUUGACAGCCUGCUUGAGAGAGCGUCCCGCGUGCCAAGCGCGCCGCGGCCCCCGCCCGACGCGCCUGCCGGGCCGCGCGCGCAGGCCGGGAACAUGCGGCUGGUGCAGCGGCUGCGGAUCGUCGAGUUCACCCUGGAUCACGAGGCGCCGAAGGACUCUGACCUGAACGGCGUGGUGGACGUGCGCUACACCGGCGGCGCGCGCAUGCUGCUCGCGCUGGAAGUCGGUGAGGGGCGGUGGCGCUUCAAGGUGCCCGUGCUGGUGUCUGACCUGGACGUUGAGUGCGCACUGUGGCUCAAGCAGCCGCCGCUGCCUGGCGAUGCCGUCGCUCACGCGGUUGCGGCCACCAUGACGGCCAGCGCCGCCGCCGCUGCCUCGUGCUGCCUGGUGCUGCCUCGUGCUGCCUGGCGCGACGUGUCGCUGCCGUCGCCACCGCUGGCGGCGCGGUCGCUGCUGCUGCCUGCUGCUACUGCCGCCACCGCCGCCGCUGCUGUUGUCCUGCGGCUGGCGCCGAUGUGCCCCUGGAUCGGCACGAUCAGCCUGGCGUUUGUGGGGCCUCCCGCGGUCAAGGUGCAGCUGUCGCCCUACAACAGGGUGCGGCUGAUGCGCAUCCCCGUGCUGCAGCCCGCCCCGUCCCGCCCCAACCCCAACCCUGCUGCCACCCCCAGUCGUUCCUGA